AUGAGAAGGAAGGAGGGAGACAGCGUUCAGAUAGCUCGUUCCUAUCCUUUAAGCAAAUGCUUACAGAUUGUGGGAUGGAAGAGAGCAGGACGUGUAACUGUUCGAUGUCGUCUAGACAGAGCAGUAGGCAAUGCUGAUUGGCAUGAGAAGUUCCCACACUCUAAUGUCAAGUACUUGAGAUUAUGGGGAUCGGAUCAUCGUUCGAUUCUUGCAGAUAUACUGACAAAGCCAACGAGAAGAUCAAUGAAAUUCAAAUUUGAUAGGAGAUGGCUAGACAAUGAGGAACUGAGGCAAGUCAUUCUUGAGGGAUGGAAAUCUCCUGAUUUACCCCCCAAUGCGAAUAUAAUGGAACAUAUCUCUAGUUGUCGAAAAGCUUUGAGUGAGUGGAGGAAACAACACAACAUCAAUUCGGCAAAGCUAGUGGAGGAGUUAAAGGAUAAAGUUGAGGGUUUAUAUGCAGACGACAAUGCGACGACGGAGGAAAUUACAGCAGCGUUGAAGGAACUAUCUGAUGCUCUUAAGCAAAGGAGAGCAAGGAACAAAAUCACGCAGCUUCUGGAUGUUAAUGGUAAUAUAGUUGAGGAUGAGGAAGGACUGGUAGCCAUUGCUACUAGUUAUUUUCGACAAAUCUUUGAGUCAUCUACACCAGAAGACAUUGAAGAGGCGCUAUCUGAAGUUCCUACGACGAUUACAGGAACAAUGAAUGACAGCCUCACAGCUCCUGUUUCAGAAUGGGAGGUUAAAUUAGCUCUCUUUGCUAUGCAUCCAGAUAAGGCACCGGGACCAGAUGGGAUGACUGCGCUUUUUUACCAACAGUUUUGGGAUAUAGUCAAGCAGGAUUUAACUCUUAUGGUGAAUAAAUUCAUCUACAAGAUCGUCUCGAAGGUCUUAUGCCAGAGACUAAAGAAAGUCUCGCCAGGUUUGAUAUCAGAAACCCAGUCAGCCUUUGUUGCUGGAAGACAGAUUUCAGAUAAUAUCAUGAUUGCUCAAGAGAUGUUUCAUGCCCUACGAACAAAGCCGAGUGGACGUAAUAAGAGGAUGGCUAUCAAGAUAGAUAUGAGUAAGGAUAAUCUGAUGCACAGAGUCAAUGGAUGGACUGGUCGAUGGCUCUCAAAAGGAGGAAAGGAAGUAAUGAUCAAAUCCAUUUUACUAGCUCUUCCGACAUACGUUAUGUCGACGUUUCUGCUCCCAUUGGAGAUCUGUGAAAACCUCGCUAGUGCCAUUGCACAAUUUUGGUGGAGCUCGAAUCCUCCAAAAAGAGGGAUACAUUGGGCGAAAUGGGACAAGAGACUGGUCCAAUACCCUGAUUCUUUGGCUGCCCGAGUAUUAAGGGGGCGAUAUUAUAGGAUGACCUCGCCAUUGAGGGUAACCUCUACUAGCAGCCCAUCAUAUGUGUGGACAAGCAUCUCCGCAGCAAGGAAGCUUUUACUGCUAGGAAUCAGACAGAAGAUUCACUCUGGUUACGACGUCAGGGUGUGGGAGGAUCCGUGGAUUCCAACGACACCUGCUAGACCGGCUAGACCUAUAGCCCUUGUGAUGAACCUAAACAUGAGAGUCAGUGACAUCAUUAAUCAGGAAUCAAAGGAGUGGGAUGUAGGAUUACUAGAUGAUUAUGUCCAUCCUGAUGAUAUACCUCUCAUCCGCAGUAUGGCUAUAAGCUCUACUCACCGUCGAGAUACUUUUUGUUGGAACUACACGAGAAAUGGCCAAUACACAGUCAAGUCUGGAUACUGGGUUGCUCAGAACCUAUUUAAGCAAAAAGAGGAAAAGGAAAUAUUAGAGCCAAGUAUCACUAAACUUCAAGCAUUUGCUUGGAAGUUGAAAGCGCCAAGGAAGAUGUGCCAUCUUAUAUGGCAAUUGAUCAGGGGUCAGGUAGCAGUAACGAGGAAUCUAGUAAGGCGUAAUAUGAGGUGCGAUAAUUAUUGCCCAAAGUGUGGGGAAAUAGAGGAAUCUGUAACUCAUGCAAUAUUUGAAUGCCCUCCAGCCUUGCAAGUAUGGUCUUUAUCGGUAACUCCUACAAGUCCAGGUAUAUUCCCAGUGGCGAGCGUCUACACAAACAUGGACUAUCUUUUUUGGAGGAAAAAUAAUAUCAUUGUACCAGACCAAGACAGAGAUCCUUAUCCCUGGAUAAUAUGGUAUAUUUGGAAGGCUCGCAAUGAUAAGCUUUUCAGGGGUAUAGAUAGAGACCCUUUGGAACUCGUUCGAAACGCAGAGAGUGAAUGCCAAGCCUGGUUUAACGCAAAUGAGAUGAUACCGCCACAAGUCCGGGACAGCAAAUAA
This is a messenger RNA of Brassica napus (rape), 2280 nucleotides long. RefSeq lists its product as uncharacterized. NCBI's taxonomy places the organism in Eukaryota, Viridiplantae, Streptophyta, Magnoliopsida, Brassicales, Brassicaceae. The transcript has 6 exons. The record is from RefSeq and is a predicted model, not a curated record. The coding region runs from base 1 to 2280 and encodes 759 amino acids.